Messenger RNA from Symbiodinium natans, 2268 nucleotides. The record is from the annotation of a GenBank genome assembly. NCBI's taxonomy places the organism in Eukaryota, Dinophyceae, Suessiales, Symbiodiniaceae.
AUGGACCUGAAAAAUGGGGCUCAUGGCGGUGCUUCCAACACAUCGGAGGCAUCAGAGCGGGCUACAACUGUGCAGGAUUCCCCAAUGCAGUCUGAGGGCCCUACAAGGGAGGAGGAGAGUGAGGCUAAGGACGAGGUGCAGAGUGAGACCCCUAUUUCGCCGACAGGAAGACGUCGGAGCCUCAUGACUCACAUAAACGAGUUGGGCGAAGCCCUAGCACAUGUAGGACGAGAAGCAGGCGAGUUGGGUGCUUCUGCCGCACAGAAAGCGGUCAAUGUGGGAAGAGAAGCAGGCGAGUUGGGUGGAGCCUUGGCGACUUCGGCAGCACAGACAGCAGUGAAUGUAGGCAGAGUAGGAGGCGAGUUGGGUGGAGCCCUGGCUUCUUCUGCGGUGACCCUCGCCAGCGGCGUGAGCGAGUACACGGAGGAUAUGUUGUUUUCCCCGACAGCUUCCAAGGGACUCUCCAAGAACGUGCAUACAGAUGAAGCAAGCUUUGAGCAGUUCUUGGGCCAGGUCAUCAAAGCGCAUCUUGACCACGAUGACUCGCAGGAGUUUCCGACCAGAAGGAGCAAUGUAAGGCGCAAUUUGACAGGCAUUCUAGAAGGUGGACAGCGUGGCGGAUUCUUCCAGAGGUGUCCCCAAACACAGGCUUGUUGCUACAAGGUUUGUGCUCGACUCGAGAAUUCGGUGUUCUUCGGCAUCUUUUGCUGGGCUUUCCUUCUGCUGCACUGCAUCGCGCUGGUGCGGGUGGCUAACAAUGACGGGUCUCCUGAGUUUUGGUACACCGUCUCAGAAAGUUACAUGGUCUUCUUUGUCCUCGAGCUACUUGUUCGCAUCGGUGCUGCCCCAAACCGUUAUUUCUGGCAAUCGGGUUAUGUAGUGCUUGACAUUCUCCUGCUACUGGCCAGUAUCGCAGAAGCGCUGCUUCCAUCAAUCUCGGACCAGUUUGGGCAAGGCCAGUUCACCUUACUGACCCUACAUCUUCUCCGCUUUCUUAGGGGCUUGCAGUCGCUGAACAUGCCUGAAUCAGCGAGCGCGGUCACAGCUUGCUUCGGGGGCCUGCUUCCAUUUUUCUUGUUCUUCUUGCUUUGCUGCAUUUGGUGCUUGUUUGCGGCGGUUUGGUACCUCGUCUUCAGCAGCACUACCUUUCCCGUGGUGCAGUUCAAUCACUUCGGAUCGGCCGUCCUGACCCAGUUCUAUCUUGCCUGCCAUGCCAUGGAUUGGGAUCGCAUCACGGAGCCCCUUGAGCAGGCAGGCACCCAGACAGCCACGCUUCUGGCAGCUCUUUUUGUAGUGACUCUCUUGGGCGUUCUGUUCCUGACAGCCAAUGGAGCCAUCAUCAUUUUUCACGAGCUUGCCGGAAGAGGGAUCGCGGAUUAUCAGCAGACUCAGGGCAACAAGGACAUGAGGAGAAGGCUUUUGGGCCUGUCGCGGCUCGAGGAAUCCUUGGAGCGUGCUGCGUGCGGCUUGGGAGCGUCCAGGGAAGCAUGGGGUGAAUGGCUGAUGCAGAGCCGGGCAAGGCUUGCGGACGCACUUGGGGAACUGAAGCCCAGCCUCAAGGUUUUGAAGAUCACUGCGGAGGAAAUCCUUCAGCUGUAUGAUCACUUGUACGAGGUGAGCCACGGAGCCCUCACGGUCUCAGAGCUGCUUUUCGGGAUCCUCCGGAUGAUCAGCCCGGCGGAGGUGGCCGAGCUCCUGCAGGUGGACCACAUGCAGAAGCAGUGCAUCCAAGUCGCGGAGUCGUCCAUGGGCAGCAUGGAACGCCAGAUCGAGAAGGGCCGACAGCAACUUGAUCGAAUGGAGAGCAGCGUGUCUCAGCUUCAGCGGCAUCUCCGAAAAAUGCGCUCACAAGCGCGAAGAGCACGCCAGGAGCUGUCCGAUCUGGUUGUGGAGGUGGAGCAGCAGUAUCAGGGUUGCAUGGCCAGCGUUCACGAGGCAGCGUCCAUGCGGCAGCUGCACCUCCGGCUCACCCACGAGAACUCAAGGCAAGAGGUCUUCAACCGGCUACACGUUGCACAGAGGUCCCUAUCAAACCUACGACACUUCAGCACUCGCGUCAAUGCCUUCGGCUUCCCCCAAGUGGCGGACGGCGAAGCCUGGGAUCAGGCCGAGCAGGACUCCGAAAGCGCCUUUGGUGAUCCUGGACAGUUUGAGAAGGUGGCCAACAUGCUGCAAGCCGAAGUCAAGAAGCGCAUCGGCACGCGAUUGCGGCAAUACCUAGAGCUACAGACCCUGAACGCUCCGGAUGCUCCGGCUGCGGGGACCUGA